AUGGCGGCAACUGCCGAGGAAAACGUUGGGAGGAGAGAAGCCUCAGCAGACCUGGACCUCCCUGAAAAGGAGAAGGAAAUAAGGGCUAAAGUGGAGAUCAGGCGUCUGCAGACCCAUUUCCACCAUGAAGCCUACAAGAGGAAAUUCUUCGAUGCCGAUAUCUGGCGGCAAAUGCAGGCUCAGGAAAAAGCAAUAGAUGAUCUGAAGCAAGAGCACAGACAUGUGACAUUAACGCUGAGCCAGAUCUAUUCACCGAACAGCGUGUUGCUGGAAAACAGAAAUCGUAUGAAGGUCCGAAGCCUUUUGCAGACCAGAAUGCAGAAUGAUGCCCUGAUCAAAGAAAGAAAAGCCCAGUUAGCUGACCUGGCGAAGCAGGUUGUAGAGCUGGAAAAAAAGAUAGUGAAUCAAAGAGACACAACCUGGAGGGCGUUGGAAGCAAAGAGCCACAAACACCUGCAGAAGAAGAUUGAGUUACUGGAGAUGCGUCUGAGUCAAGUAAGGAAACAUUUUUGGAGACUUUUGGAGAACAUGUGUGGGGUCACACAGCGGCCUGGGACCCUUCUGGUCAGGACAAAGCUCAGUGGUGCAAAUGUAUUUGUUCCACAGCUUUUGCUUUGCUCUCCCCAGGCCACUGUGCGUUACAACAACAUCAUGACCCGGAACAACAGGCUCCGAGAGGAGACUGCCAGCCUGCAGAUCCAGAAAGCCAUUUAUGACAACUGCUACUGGAAGCUGGAAAAAAGUCUGGUUCAGCAGAACAAAUUGCUGGAUGCUGCUAUUGAGCAAGCCACUGAGGACUACGAGCAGUGGUACGUGGCCUUGUCAGCCCUCUGGGCAGCGCUUGGGGCUGAUGGGUGGUGCCAGUGUCUGGGUGCUAAGGGUUGGGUGCCUGGAGAGCUGGGGACAUCACAGGGGUUUUGGCAGGUCUGGCCCUCCUGGGAGUGGCCAGGAACACAGAGCCUUGUACACACACGAGGUGUGAGUGCUGCUCUCACGUGCAGGAUGGAGGAUCUGGGGCGGAUCUCGGACAUUCGGGACGUGCGCUGCAGAGAAACCAUCCAGUACAACAUCAGGCUGCUGGAGAGGAAAUGUGCCCUUCACCAGGAGAGCAGGCUGAAAAACUUCUUCCUCAGCAAAUGUGCAGAUCUCUCUGUAUUGAAGGAACAGGCCAAAGAAAGAGAAGCCUUUGAGGCAGCUGAGAGGGCCAAAAGGAGCCAAAAGGAGAGCUAUGAGGUGGCCUACAAGCGUCUGCUGGAGCUGUCGGACGGAGACAUCGAUGAUUUCUUGGAGGACUUCCUUGAAAAGGACAGGAGAUUCUUCAUCCUCUUUAACUAUGCCAUUAGGCUGAACGUCAGGAAUGAGGGCCUCAGGCAGCGGAUCGAGGCGAUCCAGGAUGACAUGAUGGCCAUCAGCACGGAGCGGGAACAGGCGGAGACAGCCCGGACUCACGUCCUGCAGGAGCUGGAGGCAAAAAUAGCGGAGAUCACCGAGGAAGCCAACAAAUAUGAGAACAACUGCAAGGAGAGCAGCAAACUCCUGGGACAGAUCCAGUCUCGCAUUGAGACCCUCUUGAAGGACAUGGACUGCGACACUACAAAGAUAGUGAAGCCUCUUGGGGACAGCUUGGUGCCAGUUUUUGGUAGGCCACCACCCUGGGAAGUCCUGUCCACCACCUGCUUGCACUGUCUCUGGGGGAGGGAAGCCAGUGGAUCCCCUGCUCUGCAGACAGCCAGGGGUGGGUUUGGGCAGGGUCCAGGUGCAAGGACACUGCAGGACACUGUGGCUCCUUCCCACCCAGGUCCCGUGGAGAACAAGAUCAAGGAGUUCCUGCUGAAGGAGUCCUUGCUGCGCUACACGUCCAUCGACCGCACCCAGCGCGCCCAGGCCUUCGUCAGCCCCCUCCGGGGAGCCUCCAGCCUCCUCUGGACCAUGGACAGGGCCAAGCUCUGCCCACCUCCCCCAGACCUGGAGGAGACCACUGACCCCAAAACCGGUGAGCAGGGAGAGGGGAGAGAGGGGCCAUGGCUGGGCAGCAGCCGUUCCCCAAUCCCCUGAGGCUGCCUGGCCAAGCCCUGCUUCCACAUGUCCUUCCCAGCCCAUCCCCUCCAGCCUGUCCUGCCCCGCCGGGGGGUAUGAGGCCUGUAAAACUGUGUAUUAUGGAAUGGCCGUUCUCUUGGGCAGUGGAAGAGCCGCUGGGUCGGGCUCAGCUGCGUGAGCUCGUUAUCCAGAGGCAGCAGGAGGAGGUGAGCAGGCCCCCCAGCUCGGGCAAGAGGAGGAGGAGAUUCACAUCACACAGUGCAUCAGGGACCAGGAGCCCAUCAGGGAUCAAGAGCCCAUCAGAGAAUUAAAGAUGCUGUUUCAUUCUUGUGCUUCUGCAUCCUGCACGUCAUUCCAUCUUCCUUCUCUGGAAGGAGCCCAACACCUUUCACAGGCUUCAGAACCUCACCAGGUGAUGUUUUGGCAUGGCUUCACCCACUUGUGACAGCACCCGCGGCCAGGGUGGGAUCAGCUGCUCUAGCAGAGGGUGGCAUCCCUGUCACACAGCCUGAGGCACUCCCCACAGACAGAGAUGGGGACCAUGGUGCCAAUCCUGCGCCGUGCCUGAGGGCAGGGCCUGCCCGGUGGGAUGCAGGGGAUGCAGGGGAUGAGUGUGCUCAUGUCUGCUAAGCUGGCAGAAGCUGACAACUCUCUGCUGCCUAAAGGAAAUCUGAGCUCAGCUGGCCCUGGGCUGUGGGACCAGGUGGGAUGGGCACAGCCCAGUGGGAACGGGCUGGUUUGGGGCUGGGAGUGGGACUGGGAGGCAGAGGGAUUCAAGGACACAUAAGGGUCACGUGCAGCAGGUCUGGGGCGCUGAGGCCAGCAGGGUCUGGAAGGAUCUGAGGGCUCCCGCGGGGCACAGGCACAGCACACCAGCCCAAGCACUGCUCACACCAGCAGCUGGGUUUCCUCUUGCCAAAAGGCCGUUUAAUGUGAAUGCCAUUCCCGUGCCAAGUUCCCAGGCACAUGCCUCUCCAGGGGAAGAGGAAAGGGAAACCCCCGUGUGACCUGGGGAGAGGUGAUCUGGCAGUGCCAGCCCCAGCCCUGAGCCUGGGCUAGUCCUUCUCUUCACCAUGAGUAAUGACAUGGACCAGGUUCUUGUAGUCCAGGUUGCCAGACAUGUCCGGA
Molecule: messenger RNA, 3165 nt
Organism: Motacilla alba alba
Lineage: Eukaryota; Metazoa; Chordata; Aves; Passeriformes; Motacillidae
Gene: CCDC63
Product: coiled-coil domain containing 63
Exons: 11
Coding region: 1-2055 (684 amino acids)
Biological process (GO): outer dynein arm assembly; cilium movement
Cellular component (GO): axoneme
Source: RefSeq, a predicted model, not a curated record